Cordyceps militaris CM01 is the source of this 1056-nucleotide messenger RNA. RefSeq lists its product as uncharacterized. The record is from RefSeq and is a predicted model, not a curated record. NCBI's taxonomy places the organism in Eukaryota, Fungi, Ascomycota, Sordariomycetes, Hypocreales, Cordycipitaceae. The transcript has 3 exons. The coding region runs from base 1 to 1056 and encodes 351 amino acids.
AUGGACGUGGACGAGCCCGAUAUCCGGUUCAAAGCCAAGAAGCGCACCAAGACGCUGCGCCACCGCGACCGCAGCACCUCCCCCGCGACGCCCGCCGCCGCCAGCAGGACACACGACGCGCCUGCCACACCUCCCGCCGACGAGCGGCGCCCCUCGGACGCGUCCGCCUCCGCCGUGCAGGCCGCGCUGAAGCUGCGACAUGCCGCGCGCGCCAAGAGCCGUUUCCGGGGGGGCGUCGCCUUUGGCCGGGACGAGGAGCACGCGGACGGCAGCGCGGACGACGGCGGCAGCGAGACGACGACGAGCCUGGUGCUGCGCGAACCUCCCCAGGGCCUGCCGGACCGGUUCAUGCACCAGACGGGCUUCAUCUCCGACGCCCAGGACAAACACAUGAUGGCCUAUGUAGAGUCGCGCCUCUCCACACGCGCCGGCCUCGCUGAGCCCGCCGCCGCCGCCGCAGACGACAACACCAGGAAAAGUACACCACAGCAGCAGCCACUGGACGGGACGUGGCGGGCCCGCGGCGCCCCGGGCACCAUGCAGACAGGCACGUCGACGACGAGCUUCACCCGGCUCGUCGAGGUGCAGGUGCCCGUCGGCGCAGACACCAGCAGCAGCCGCGGGCGGAAACGCGGGGCGGCGCCCGACGCCGGAGCCAAGCCAGCGGCGCCUGCGCGCCGACGGCGCAACCGGCGCGGCAGCGACGACAUGAAGCGGGACGCCAUGGUUGAAGCCUUUCUGUCGGAAAACAAACUCGACGUCUACGACGUCCCCGCCCCAACCACAGCCACCACUGACCCCAGCCGGUCCGCCGACGACGUGCUCGCCGACGACUUUCGGCAGCAGUACCUGGACGAGGUGGCCGCGCGCCGGCUGCGUCGCCGGCCGGCCGUCAACCAGCCGCGCGGCCUGUCGCAGAAGCAGCAGGCGCACCAGCUGGCCGUCGCGGCGGGCGAGGUGCUCAAGGGACCCAAGCUGGGCGGCAGCCGCAACGCGAGGGCCGCGGUGCGGGACGCGCUGCUGCAGCAGCAGGAGCUGGGCAAGAAGAGGGCGUGA